This is a messenger RNA of Anthostomella pinea, 999 nucleotides long. The record is from the annotation of a GenBank genome assembly. Lineage: Eukaryota; Fungi; Ascomycota; Sordariomycetes; Xylariales; Xylariaceae.
AUGCCGCACAAGCAUACGCGGAGACUGAAAGAUGAGUCGACUUUCGAUUUACCACCUUCACAAGUCGCAAGAAACCUCCCGGUGAAACCCAAGCCACAACAGCAGUCGAAAGGCAAGCCGAAACCGGGCUCUGCACCACAGCCCGACAGGAAACUGAAGCGCAAACGAGAUGCCGGCCCGAAGGAUGACGCGCCUCGCGCUUUCAAGAGGCUGAUGGCGUUCGCUGGAGGCAAGAAGCCGCGGUCAGGACUGGAUAACGGGGAAGCGCAGAACACAAAGACCAAGAAGCGGAAAGCGGCCCAAGUGUCGAAUGCCGCUGCUGACGAGAGCAAGGAAGCCGAGGAGACCAAGACCACCAAGACCACCAGUUCCGCCGAAGUCCCCACGAUCCGCCCGGGAGAGCGCAUGUCGGAGUUUUCAGCCCGUGUGGAUGCUGCAAUGCCCAUAACAGGACUAAUCAACAAGUCUGUCAGGGGUAACAACGACCCCCUGGGAUUGAAGAAGUGGCAAACGAAGAAGGAGAGGAAGAUGCACAAGCUGUAUGAUGAGUGGAGGGAGGAAGAGCGCCGAGCCAAGGAUCAGAAGGAGGAGGAGGUCGAGCUACAAGCCGAGAAGGACAUGGAGGACGAGGAGGCCGGCGUGACGUGGAAGAUGGAUGCGCAGGCCGACGCCUCCGGCAAGAAGAAGAAGAAGAAGGGCAAGAGGUCGAAGUACCUUGGCGAGACGGCCGAAGCCGAGGAGGAUCCCUGGGAGGUCUUGAAGAAGAAGCGAGGCGAAACGAGACCAGGUCUUCACGAUGUUGUACUCGCGCCACCGGAACUCACCGCGAAACCUUCGAAGAAAUUGCUGGUCCGCGGAGCAGCCGUCGAUGUUGACGGUAUCCCCAAGUCGGCGGGGAGCCUGAAGCGUAGAGAAGAGCUACAAUCUGUCAGGACCGAUGUCAUCGCGUCUUAUAGAAAGUUGAUGGACGAGAGGCGGACUUCUCUACGCACAUCUUGA